This is a messenger RNA of Eubalaena glacialis (North Atlantic right whale), 492 nucleotides long. It is a transcript of the gene CLPSL1, whose product is annotated as colipase like 1. Gene Ontology annotation, biological process: digestion; lipid catabolic process. Gene Ontology annotation, molecular function: enzyme activator activity. The transcript is spliced from 4 exons. Gene Ontology annotation, cellular component: extracellular region. The record is from RefSeq and is a predicted model, not a curated record. NCBI's taxonomy places the organism in Eukaryota, Metazoa, Chordata, Mammalia, Artiodactyla, Balaenidae.
AUGAUGUGGCGGCAGCUCCUGGUCCUAUUCUUCCUCCUCUCUUUUUUCUUGCUCCUCACUGUGGGCUCAUUUUUCCAGGGAGAAGUCAAAAUUUGGACACUGGGGAGAUUUGCUUUCCCGGGCAAGUGCACAAGUGGAUGCUGCCGCCGGGCGGCAGAGAACUGCGAGUCGCACAGCUCCUUAAAGGGGUCUGAGGGCGGCACGUGUCACACAGAGACGUUCCUCGGCCUGUAUAACAAAUGUCCCUGCCAGCAGGGCCUGACUUGUAUAUUUCCGAAGAAUGAGAAAUCGUUUAAAAUCAUCUACGGCCAUUGUAAGAAAAUUGAAAAAAAAGAAGCCAGCUAAGAAAACUUUCUUUUAAUGAUCUCUCUUCCUUGCCUACCCCCACUUCUCCUCCACCUACUCCUCAUCCCCACCAAGGGGUCAGUGACCCUCCGCUUGCACAUCUCAGUGACCGGCACCUCAGGACUGCCUAAGGAAACCCAGGUUUGA